Messenger RNA from Funneliformis geosporum, 342 nucleotides. The record is from the annotation of a GenBank genome assembly. NCBI's taxonomy places the organism in Eukaryota, Fungi, Glomeromycota, Glomeromycetes, Glomerales, Glomeraceae.
AUGGGUUUUGAUAAUUCAAAUAUUAUACAGCAAUUGCUUGGCAAUGUUAUAUUUCAUCCAUUUAUGUUUAACCUUGGGAAAUUGAAUAUAUUUGUGUUGGGAAUAGAAAAAUCAAAAAACCUGAAGUGGAACUAUGUAGGAGAAAGAUAUAAGUCUAUUUUUCAAUACAAAUUUGAUGGUAUAAGAUCAAUCUUUAUUCAAGUGUUAAAAGAUGAAGAGUAUGUAGUUCAAAUAUUUACUAACAGUACUUUAGUAAGAACAUAUAGUGAUAUCGAUCCUGACAAAAUUUGGUUGCAGAUUAACAGGCUUUCAAAUUAUCCUGAAAAAAAGUUUUUGAAUUAG